Messenger RNA from Habropoda laboriosa, 5467 nucleotides. It is a transcript of the gene Sur, whose product is annotated as ATP-binding cassette sub-family C member Sur. Gene Ontology annotation, cellular component: membrane. NCBI's taxonomy places the organism in Eukaryota, Metazoa, Arthropoda, Insecta, Hymenoptera, Apidae. Gene Ontology annotation, molecular function: ATP hydrolysis activity; ABC-type transporter activity; ATP binding. Gene Ontology annotation, biological process: transmembrane transport. The record is from RefSeq and is a predicted model, not a curated record. The transcript has 32 exons. The coding region runs from base 1 to 5394 and encodes 1797 amino acids.
AUGAGCGAAUCCUUUCUCACAACUACUUCCUACUCCUCGAUCGCCACGAUCCUAGCUGUUCUCUGCUGCUGGAUCCUUCAUCGAGAUACAGAGACUACAGGUGGUCACGGUGUCGUUUUCACUGCCGGAAUCUUUGGAACGAUCAGUUUGUCGCGAAUGUGGAAGUUUACGUAUUUCUCUAGAUACGGAUUGUCCGUGAAACAUGUCCGAGUUAUGACCACAGCGAUCGUUGCCAUAAUCUGCGGUCUGUUGGCUGUUUUGGACUCUUACACGGUGUAUCUUAUGACGAGAACUAAGAGGAGGAGGUACUUGAUCGAACGAGGGGAGAAUUGGAGAACAGUGUACAAACACUCGGAGGCCACGUUCCUCGAUAGGAUCACCUUCCAUUGGAUGAUCGAGCUGCUAUCCAAGGGAUACGGCACGCCCCUGGACAACCACGACCUAGGACAACUUCCGGAGGAGGAAUCCACUGGCAGACAGUUCGAGAAGUUUCGGAAAGUUUACGAGAAACACAGGAUGAGCGAAUCCUUUCUCACAACUACUUCCUACUCCUCGAUCGCCACGAUCCUAGCUGUUCUCUGCUGCUGGAUCCUUCAUCGAGAUACAGAGACUACAGGUGGUCACGGUGUCGUUUUCACUGCCGGAAUCUUUGGAACGAUCAGUUUGUCGCGAAUGUGGAAGUUUACGUAUUUCUCUAGAUACGGAUUGUCCGUGAAACAUGUCCGAGUUAUGACCACAGCGAUCGUUGCCAUAAUCUGCGGUCUGUUGGCUGUUUUGGACUCUUACACGGUGUAUCUUAUGACGAGAACUAAGAGGAGGAGGUACUUGAUCGAACGAGGGGAGAAUUGGAGAACAGUGUACAAACACGCGGAGGCCACGUUCCUCGAUAGGAUCACCUUCCAUUGGAUGAUCGAGCUGCUAUCCAAGGGAUACGGCACGCCCCUGGACAACCACGACCUAGGACAACUUCCGGAGGAGGAAUCCACUGGCAGACAGUUCGAGAAGUUUCGGAAAGUUUACGAGAAACACAGGGAAAAGCACAAAAAAUGGUCUCUCUGGAAAUGUUUCUGGAAGAGAAUAUGGUGUCCCUUUGCAAUAGGAGGUUUAUUAAAGUUAUUGGGAGACGCUGCAGCCCUCGUAGGACCAAUGUCCAUCUCCAAAAUUCUGGAUUACGUUUCAGCAUCGCAGAAUAGGACAUUGAAGCCUCUAAACCCCACGGGUGUCAUGACAUUUUCGGAGAUCUACCAAAAUGGCUACUUUCUCAGUCUUCUGGUGUUCUUCUUCGCUUUAUUGCAGAGCACUCUAAGCCAGGCCUCCACUCAUAUUCUCUGCGUCGAGGGGAUCCGCUUGAAGUCUUCUCUUCAGGCGUUGCUGUACGAUAAAGCACUGCGUUUGUGCUCCUGGAGCAUCGUCGAGGAGGAGAAUCCGCCGGAUAAGGAGAAAGAACAUGAUAAAUUUCAGCAAUCCGCCGAUAUUGGCACUUUGACCAAUUUGAUAUCCGAGGAUGUUUACAAUGUGAUGAGUUUCUUCUGGAUUGGACACUAUACUUGGGCGAUUCCAUUGAAGAUCACUGCCAUAAUUUUUCUUCUUUACACAAAAUUGGGAGUCAGUGCUAUCAUUGGUGCACUAUGGUGCAUACUUAUAAUAACUCCGUUGCAGCUGAUGCUUGGAAAGAAAAUGUCGGAAAAUUCUAAAUCAAUCUCUAAAAGUAGCGAUGCUAGACUACGUCUGGUGAACGAAAUCUUCCAGGGAAUUAGGCUGGUGAAGCUCAGAGCAUGGGAGAACAUUUUCGAGAGGAAAAUAAGGAGCACGAGAGACGAAGAGUUGAAGAUGCUGGACAAAGAUUCCUUUUAUUGGACUCUUAUCAUCGAGGCUGGAAACGUUUUCGCCAGUUUGGCUCUGUUUUCACAGCUCACAGUCCCUCUCUUAAUUUUUCCAGUUAUGAUUCCUAUCAUCAUUAACGCCAAGAUUUCCACGAGGAGAAUAGAGGAGUUUCUUGAGCUCCCAGAAAUCGAGAACGUCUUACCAAAUCCUGAAGAAAAAGUAGAGGUCGUCGAGAGUCCGCCGUCGCAGAAUAAUUCUGUCGACGAGAAUACUGUGGAGACUAUGAAGGCACACAAUGCUCCCACUUUUGGGUCACUGGACAGUAUCAAAGAGGACGAAGAAGAUGGUCAAUCCUGUGGUUUGAGGGAUUUCAAACUAGAGAUAGCUUCAUCUGUCGACACGGUGUUUGAGAAGGAUCCAGAGGUUCCUGUGCUCAGGAUGAAGUCCUGUGGAUUUUCCUGGGGCACUGAGGAGAGCCUGCUAUCAAUCGCCGAUCUAAACUUUCCACGCGGUCAGCUGACUUUAAUCGUUGGAAAAAUAGGAAGUGGGAAGACUUCUCUUCUAUUGGGAAUGUUAGGGGAGAUCCAGAGGACAGCAGGAUCGAUCGAAUGGUCAAGAGGUUCCAAGAUUGCCUAUGUGGCCCAGAAAGCAUGGCUCCAAAACGCCACCCUGAGGGACAAUAUCCUCUUCGGAUCACCCUUCAAAUUGAAAAGAUACAGAAACGUUCUAAAAGCCUGCGCUCUGCAACCAGACGUAGACAUACUUCCUGGUCGCGAUUUGACGAGGAUAGGCGAAAAGGGGAUCAAUUUGAGCGGAGGACAGAAGCAAAGAGUGACUAUAGCAAGAGCUCUCUACAGUGACGCAGACAUCGUAAUAAUGGAUGAUCCAUUGUCUGCGUUGGAUCACCAAGUCGGCCAGCACAUCUUCGAUCAGGGAAUCCGGAAGCUGCUACUGAGAAGUGGUCGUACAGUGAUCAUGGUCACUCACAGACUAGAAUUAUUAUCCACUGCUCAUCAAGUUGUCGUUAUGGACGGAUCUCGAGUGAGAGCAGUCGGUACCAAGUCGGCAAUUGAAGACUCUGAUCCAGUAUUGGCUCUCGAAUGGCGGAAAACAGCGAGGAGGAAAGACGAAGGACCUCGCGCUCACAGAACAGCUAAAGAUAGAUGGUCUUUGAUCAGGCUGGUGUCUAGAAUAGGCAUCAACGUGAAGAAGAAGCAACCUGACGAUGGAUCGUGGAUCACUGAUCAAGAUGCUCACGUGAAUCCUCCAGGUUUCGUGCCACUCAGAAUGCGACGAACCACUCUGUCAGGAUCGAGAUACUUGGCCCACGAUCUGACAGACCUUCCAGUACCCACGGAAGAGUGGAACGUAACGAAGAAGAAAUUCAAAUGGCAUCGAAACGCUGUUAGAUCGACCAGCCUUCAGCCUCAGAGGCUUCCGCCGCCUGUUCUUCGUCAGAACAGCACUCCAACUAUUCUCGAAAGCCACUACGUCGUCCCUAGGAAGAGGAAUAACACUUUCGACGGUGGACAGCGGAGCAGUGUUUUGAGGCAGCUGUUUUCCGGCGGAAUUAUCAGUCCGCACCCCGACGAAGUUACGGUGAACAGAGACAAAGGUGUUCUGAGAAGAUUGAUACCUUCCAGUUCCAGCAGACAGGCUCACUAUAGCUUGAAGAAGACCAAUCAGGAUCAGGAGAACGAUCAUUUUCCCGUGAAACGACUGAUCUCUGUGGAGUCUAAGGGAACCAACGAGAGCGACGAAGUCGAAGGAAAAAUCUUUGACACGGAGGAGCAAGAAGAAUCUCAGAGCGAAGACAGAAGUGGAACACUCGCGGGAAUGAUUUUCUUCGAGUACGCAAAAGCUGGGGGUUGGCUGUUAGGUCUGACUUACGCGGGAGUAGCGAUUUCCUGUCAAGCUUUGCGAGUUUACAUCGAUCUCUGGCUAAGUCGCUGGACAGAUAAGGAUAACGCAAACUUCUCUCAAGAAAAUCACAGUACUGUAUUCUAUUUCAAAGUCUACAUCGUCCUAUCCGUCACGUUUAUACUCUUGUCCUUCGUGUGCAACGUGACUGGGCAAUGGACAGGUGCCAAAGCUAGAAGAAAACUGCACGAAGAAGCUGUGUCCAGGCUUCUCAGGGUGCCUGUGUCAUUUUUCGAGUGCAAUCCUGUCGGGAAAAUUUUGAACAGGUUCAGUGCUGACACUGGAGUCAUCGACAAGAAAAUAUCCAUGUCGAUUCAAAGACUGACGUUCUUCAUCCUACUGUGCGGCUCGGCGAUUAUAGUGAACGUAAUCAUCUCUCCCUGGUUCUUCAUUGCUGCUGUGCCUACUUUUGCAGCUUACUAUCUAGUCCAGAGAUUCUACAGACGAAGUGCUAGGCAUUUGCAAACGUUAGACGCUAGCACUCGGUGGCCAAUUACGACGCACUUUUCUGAGACACUCUGCGGAUUGGCAACCAUAAGAGCUUCCAAACAGGAGACCCGUUUCACCGAGCAAGCCAUGAAGUGUUUAGACUCGAAUACAAACGCGUUUCUGCUUCUGAAUUCUAGCAAUCGAUGGCUGGGAAUUACUUUGGAUUAUCUAGGUGCAGUGGUAGUAGGAUCAGCGACAUUUGCAGCCCUACUUUCCUCAGAAUUGUAUCCAAAUCGUGUGACACCUGCUCUAGUUGGUCUAGCUAUUAAUUACAUUCUCCUAGUACCGAUUUAUUUGAACUGGGUGGUGAUGUUCACAGCAGAAACUGAGAUGUACUUGAGCAGCGUGGCUCGAAUCUCAGCGUAUAGAUACGCUCCUGUCGAGAAUUAUCAGCAAAAUGACUCGUCUGUGUCUGAGAAUUGGCCUAGCAAAGGUGAGAUCAUCUUUGAAAAUGUCUGUCUGAGACACGACUCGCAAAGGGAACCAGUGAUAUCGAAUCUGAUCCUGAAGAUUCCUGCAGGUCAAAAGAUUGGUAUUUGUGGGAGAACCGGAAGUGGCAAGUCCUCCACAGUGAUGUCGCUCUUUCGACUGCUAGACAUUACUCAGGGGCGUAUAUUGAUCGACGGAGAAGACGUUCGCCACGUUCCGUUGGAAAUCCUUCGAUCGCGACUGUCAGCGAUUCCUCAGGAUGUGAUCAUGUUCAGUGGUACCAUUAGAGAGAAUUUGGAUCCUCUGUCGGAGCACGAAGAUCGAGAUCUCUGGGAAGCUCUGGAAGUGGCGCAAAUUAAGGACAUCGUGGCUUCACACUCCGAAGGGCUCAACUUCGAGGUGAAAGAAGGAGGCGAGAAUUUCUCUUCCGGACAAUUGCAACUACUGUGCAUGGCGCGAGCGAUCCUCCGGAAGUCCUCGAUCGUCGUCCUGGACGAAGCGACAAGCGCGCUCGACGCCGCUACCGAGAAGAGCCUCUUGAGAGCAGUUUCAACUGCUUUCGAGAAUAGAACAGUGAUAGCUAUCGCGCAUCGAGUGGCCGCAUUGCUGGACUGCGAUCGAAUAAUCGUGUUCCACGAGGGUAAAAUCGUGGAAGACGGUUCGCCGAUGGAUUUAACUCGACGACAAGGCGGUUUGUUCGCGAGUAUGCUGAAGUCGAACGACGAGAAUUAGGACAGGUGAGAGGUGGAGGAACGAGAGCGAUAAGCUCGAUGGAAUCUGAAGACUGGUACAUACCUGGUGCCUC